AUGGUGACUGAUCUCAAACCCCUGGCUGUCCUGCAGUGGCUGCAUGCCCACGGGCCAAGGAGCAAUGCCUGCGGACAGCACCCUGGGGCAUGGCUGGGCGCCUGGGGCUGCCCGGCAGAAUACAACAUCAGCGCCCUGGUCACUAUCGCCACCAAGACCUUCUUGCGCUAUGACAAGCUGCGAGCGAUGAUUGACAGCGUCCGCAAGUUUUACCCCACGGUGACCAUCAUCAUUGCUGACGACAGCCAGACCCCUGAACGGGUGGAAGGGCCGCAUAUCGAACAGUACUUCAUGCCCUUUGGCAAGGGUUGGUUUGCUGGCAGGAAUCUUGCUAUCUCCCAGGUGACCACCAAAUAUGUUCUCUGGGUGGACGAUGACUUCAUCUUCUCACCUCGCACCAAAGUGGAGAAGCUGCUUGACGUCCUCGAGAAGACUAGCCUGGACCUGGUGGGUGGAGCCGUGCGAGAGAUUACCGGCUACACUACCACCUACCGGCAGCAGAUCAGCGUGCAGCCUGGCGACAAGGACGGGGAUUGCCUGCGAAUCCGGCAAGGCUAUCACCACGUCAUCGAGGGCUUCCCAAGCUGCGUGGUUACCGAUGGAGUGAUCAACUUUUUCCUCGCCCGAACAGACAAGGUGCUGCAAGUUGGAUUCGACCCCCGUCUCAGUCGUGUUGCCCACCUUGAGUUCUUCAUUGACGGCUUGGGUGUGCUGCAUGUGGGCUCCUGUUCCGACGUGGUGGUGGACCACGCGUCCAAGAUCAAGCUGCCCUGGCUAAAGACGGACAGCGAGAAGCAGUAUGCCAAAUUCCGCUACCCCAACUCGAGUGACAGCAUGAUCACGAAGCACAGCUUCUUCUACUUCAAGAACCGGUUCAAGUGCAUGACGGGCAACUAGCCUUCGUUGGCAGGGUGCUGAGAGUCCCCACGGCAACCGGCCACAUCCUCAGGCAUCCAGGUUCUGCUGAUCUCAGGCAGCCUGCUCCGGCCACAGGUCGUGGGCAAAUAGCCUUGCUUGUCAACUAGCCAACCCCCUCCCCCCUGAACUCAGGGAGGCCUUGGCAUCCUCAGGCCUUGGGAUCUGGAAAAUGGGCAGCCACUCCCCUCCCUACUGUCCUUUUUUUAAACAAAAUCUUUUUAGCAUGAAGGAGCAGCAAGGCUGAGCUUGUUCCUGAGACUGGCGCUGGAGUGGACAGCUGCUUCCUUGUCUUGCAUUUAUAGACUAAGCUACCUGGAAUGAAUAACUCUACAUCGAGUUUGACACUGGUAAACUGACUGGGACUUUUUGUUUCUUCCCCUCCGUUCCGUGUUGGGAAUCUCCGAUGUUUCUAAUAAUCUCUGUGCUUCCUUCUGCCUGCCCCCUCCCCCCCCCACACACACAAAUGCGCACAUGCACACACACCAAACAGCUUCCGAUCCAGGAUAUCCUAACCUUCUGUUUCAGUUUCAUCCAUUGAGGAGGGUUGGAUCGGUGGGGAGAACAUACUUGAUCUGCAGUGCCACAACUUUCUGUGCCAAUAAGUCUUUGCAUCUGUGCCCCCUUUCUGAACCCCCGGCAAGUGAAUUGUCACCCUGAGAGAUUUUUAUUUUAUUUUUUUAAAGUGCCAAAGACUACAGCGACCACUGGGGGAGAGGGAUGCUUGGGAGGGGGACGAGCCUGCCACCAGAGGACACUAAAGGGGGACACGAGCACGCUCGAGAUUCAAGGCGUUUCAGGUUCACCCUCUCCUGCAACAGCCGCAGCAACAGAAACUGUGGCAUGAACGUUCACAGACUCAGACAGAGUGGACAAAUGCACUCCAGGCUCUAGACGUUUCAGGUUCACCCUUCGCUGCAGCAACAACAACAAAAAAUGACCUGUGUGUUCGAUGGAUGCCGACUCACGAGAUGCAGGAGGGGUGGGGAUAGACUUUGUUUCUUUUCUAACGGGGUGCACUUUUUUUAUAUGCUGAAGCAGACAGCUGAUCUGCUGGAGACUGUACAGUUUUUAAUUUAAACCAGAUCUGUUUGUCAAGUCUUUCUGCCUUCCCUCGUUUUCCUCCUCGUUCCCAACCUGGCAAGCCUCCCGCAUAACUGCUCUUCCUGAAAUGCAUGGGAUCUGUCUAGCGUUGAGAGGGUAGCCGUGGAGGCUGCAGCCAAUCAGGUCUCCGUUUUUAUAUUUUUCCCACCCUUCUCACACCUUGUUAGGUUGUGCCAGUGUGUUCAUGGGGAGGCAGUGCAGGGCAUUGCCCGCCUGGAAUUCUAAAUAUACUGAUCUGCAGUGACAGUUAAUAAAUCUU
This is a messenger RNA of Sphaerodactylus townsendi, 2278 nucleotides long. It is a transcript of the gene B4GALNT1, whose product is annotated as beta-1,4-N-acetyl-galactosaminyltransferase 1. Bases 1 to 897 code for a protein of 298 amino acids. The transcript has 5 exons. The record is from RefSeq and is a predicted model, not a curated record. Gene Ontology annotation, biological process: ganglioside biosynthetic process. NCBI's taxonomy places the organism in Eukaryota, Metazoa, Chordata, Lepidosauria, Squamata, Sphaerodactylidae.